Dovyalis caffra is the source of this 570-nucleotide messenger RNA. The record is from the annotation of a GenBank genome assembly. Lineage: Eukaryota; Viridiplantae; Streptophyta; Magnoliopsida; Malpighiales; Salicaceae.
AUGUCUAACUCAAGGUUCGCCGAUGCUAAGGGAAAAUGCUCCAACGAAAUUGGUGAUCAUGGUGAUGCUCAGAACCAUGGAUUGGUCAGCAAUCAAAUACUCGACCUGCACCAAUCGAAUCAGUCAGUAGAUGCUGGCAUUAACGUGGAGAACACCUCAUUGAUGAUUUCAAAAACACCUGAACCACUAAGGAGUCCUCAACCUUCAAACACAAAUUUGAGGAAGAGAAAGGCUAGCAUGAAAGACGCUGCAAAAUUUAAUAAGAGAGAGAUUGUUGAUGGAUUCAAACGUCUGAAGAAUGAACACACCUCCUUGGAGGAUGAAAUCGCCUUCUUGAGGAGCCGAUGCGCUUCGUUGAAAAAGUCUGUCAAGCGUCAAAAGAAAACUUCGGUCUACUUGAAACACAAGAACAAUGAACUGACUGACAAAGUUACAGACCUUUCCAUGCAUGUACUGACGUCUGUGUCCGAUCGCGAGAUCCAGCUUGGAGAAAGAAUUGUGCAACUGGAGGCAAGCAAUGCACAACUGCAGGCAAGAAAUGCUCAACUGGAGAAUAUGCAACUGAUAUGA